AUGUGUUGUUGUGCUGUUCAACCCUAGAAAAAAUAAGCAACACCAUAUUCUCAACAGUUCCAGGAAAACAAUUACAGCACUCGCUUUCUCUCCAGAUGGAAAAUAUCUGGUUACAGGAGAGAGUGGACACAUGCCAGCAGUUCGGGUGUGGGAUGUGGCUGAGCGAACCCAGGUGGCUGAGCUCCAGGAGCACAAGUAUGGCGUGGCCUGUGUGGCCUUCUCCCCCAGCUCCAAGUACAUUGUUUCAGUGGGCUACCAGCAUGACAUGAUUGUCAACGUGUGGUCAUGGAAGAAAAACAUUGUAGUGGCAGCCAACAAAGUCUCAAGUAAAGUGACAGCCGUGUCAUUCUCAGAGGACUGCAGUUACUUUGUCACUGCUGGAAAUCGACACAUCAAGUUCUGGUACCUGGAUGACAGCAAAACCUCCAAGGUCAAUGCUACAGUCCCCUUGCUAGGUCGCUCAGGAUUGCUUGGAGAACUGAGGAACAAUUUCUUUGCGGACGUGGCUUGUGGAAGGGGCAAAAAAGCUGACAGCACCUUCUGUAUCACAUCCUCAGGCCUGCUCUGUGAAUUCAAUGAAAAAAGGCUGCUAGACAAGUGGGUGGAGCUGAGGGCCACUGUGGCAAACUGCAUCUCUGUGAAUCACGACUACAUCUUCUGUGGCUGCGCCGAUGGCACUGUGCGGAUUUUUAACCCUCUGAACCUUCACUUUGUCACGACACUGCCGAAGCCACACUUCCUGGGAACAGACAUCGCGAGUGUGACUGAGGCCAGUCGUCUUUUCUCUGGUAUGGCUGAUGCGAAGUAUCCCGACACGAUUGCCUUGACCUUUGACCCCACCAACCAGUGGCUUUCCUGUGUGUACAAUGACCACAGCCUGUAUGUGUGGGAUGUCAAAGACCCGAAGAAAGUGGGCAAGGUGUACUCUGCUUUGUACCACUCUUCCUGCGUGUGGAACAUUGAGAUGUAUCCGGAAGUGAAGGACAACAAUCAGUCAUGCCUCCCCCCUGGUUCUUUCAUCACCUGCUCCUCUGACAACACCAUUCGUCUGUGGAACACCGAGAGCUCCAACAUUCAUGGCACAGCCCUGCACCGCAACAUCCUCAGCAACGACUUGAUGAAAAUCAUCUAUGUGGAUGACAACACUCAGGUACUUUUGGACACUGAUUACAACUCAGUGGGAAGUGCAGACAAAGCUGAUGCACAAGUGAUGGAUACAAAGGUGGGGAUACGUACUGUCUGUGUGAGUCCCAGUGGGGAGCAUCUGGCCUCGGGGGACAGGAUAGGCACUCUCAGGAUAUAUGAGUUGCAGUCUCUGAGGGAAAUGCUGAAGGUGGAAGCCCAUGACUCUGAGAUACUAUGUCUGGAGUACUCCAAACCUGACACAGGCUUAAAGCUCUUAGCCUCAGCCAGUCGGGAUAGAUUGAUUCAUGUCUUGGAUGCUGGAAAGGACUACAGUCUGCAGCAGACCCUGGAUGAACAUUCUUCUUCCAUCACUGCUGUGAAGUUUGCAGCCAAUGAUGGGAAAGUGCGAAUGAUAAGCUGUGGGGCAGACAAGAGCAUCUAUUUCCGCACUGCGCAAAAGACAGGAGAAGGUGUUCAGUUUACCCGAACACAUCACAUUGUUAGGAAGACCACUCUGUAUGACAUGGAUGUGGACCCCAGUUGGAAAUACGCAGCUAUUGGAUGCCAGGAUCGUAACAUCAGGGUUUUCAACAUAAGCAGUGGGAAGCAGAAGAAGCUUUACAAGGGAUCCCAAGGUGAAGAUGGCACCCUCAUCAAAGUGCAAACAGAUCCCUCUGGUCUGUAUAUUGCAACCAGUUGUUCUGACAAGAACCUCUCCAUCUUCGAUUUCUAUUCUGGCGAGUGUGUCGCAACUAUGUAUGGACAUUCAGAGAUUGUAACUGGAAUGAAAUUCAGUAACGACUGCAAACAUCUGAUCUCUGUUUCUGGUGACAGCUGUAUCUUCAUCUGGCGUCUGAGCUCGGAGAUGACCAUCAACAUGCGGCAGCGACUGUCUGACAUGAAGCAGAGAGGAAAGCAGGCAGAGAAGUCUCCUCAGCACAAGACAACUGGACUCAUGAGGCAUGAGUCCAUCUCUGCCCUGUCCUCUGUGCCUGCACUCUCAUCAGACAGUGACAAAGAUGGUGAAGAUGAAGGGAAUGAUGAAGAUGAAUUACGUGGGCUGCAGUCUUUCCAUAUUCAGUCCAGCUGCAACACUGAUAGAGACUCAGAUCCAGACCUUACCCUCUCAAGAAGCCUUUCCCAUUGGGAAAUGAGAAGAGCCAAAGAGAUAGCGGCAAUCCAGCGCUCAGAGGCACCAAUGAGCAAGAUGCCCCGGCAACGUGGGCGCUGGUCCCAGCCAACCAGCAACAUAGAGAUGACUGUGAAAUCCAUGCUUGACUUGCGUCAGUUGGAGUCUUUCUCGGUUUCCCGUUCUCCGAGUCGAGACUCGCUGUCUCAAAACAGCAAUGGGGACGACAGAGAAGAGCAGGCAGAUCUUCCUGUGCAUAUCAACAAAGUUGGCAGCUCAAUACCUCCCCAAGAUAACCGGUCUUGUGUGCGACCCCAAGUGAUUCGGCUUGUGUCUUGUGAAGAGGGGAUUUUCUCUCAGGAACUGGAACCUUCUGAGAGUGAGGAGUGUGUAAUCUACCCUGAGCAAGAUGAAAUCCAUCCCACAGACCCUAGCAGUGAGUUCCAGGUAAAAGCAUUGCCCCAUGGGAAGUUAAGUAGAGGUUAUCACAGUAAUGGAUGUCCAGACAAACACAGUCCUGACAGUGCCUGCUCUGUAGAUUACAGCAGCAGUCGUCUGUCCAGCCCAGACCAUCCGAAUGAAGAUUCUGAAAGCACUGAGCCCCUAAGUGUGGAUGGCAUCUCAGACCUGGAGGGAGAGGAAGGAGAGGAGGAUGUGGGUACUAGCAUGCCGGAGGGAGAAAUCCCCCAGACACCCGAUCAGGAAAAGUUCCUCAAGCAGCAUUUUGGGACCCUGGGCAGUGCUGAUGGAAAAGGUGGCUCUUGUAGGAAUCUGGAAAGAACUGAAAACCUCAGCAUUUCCUCUCGCUUUCUUUCCCAGUCCCCGGCUCUCAGACGAUUGUCACUUUCUUCAUCAAAUCUGAUACUGGAUUCAAAGCCCAUCGAGCCGCCAACCCAGACCAAUCGGUUUAUGCCAGACCUGUUGAAAAAUGGCAGCAGCCAUCCUGGUGAUGCAUCGGAGAACAGCCAGCUCCUGGAAAGUAUAACUUCAAAUCAGGCCGUUUAUGUCCAGAAAAAACGCAGAUCAGCUUUGGAGGCCAGCAGAGUUGGUAUGGCUCCUGGACGGGUUGUUGCAUCAUUUCCAGAAGGCCCUGUGAAUGCAGUGAUGAGAAAGGCACAGUCAGUUCAUGACCUCGUUCAUGAGGAUAAGGGUCCUGGAGUGAUAUCCUCUGCCAAGCAGCGUCCUCAGACUCUUUUAGUGGUGGAGAAGGAUCCCAGACCUAACAAUUGCAGGGUGUUAUCAGCCAGUGUGUUGAAGAUGGAUGGAUCUGGUGCUCUGCUGGCCAAAGAUGUCAGGGCUGCAAAACCAAAAUCCUACAUGAACCCCACAACCAGCUUCCGGGCUAAGAUGUCAAGGAGCAUAUCUGUAGGGGAGAAUCUGUACCUUGGUUACUCCACCGAAAUGUUGACUGAUGGGAGGAGUAGCCCUCCAGUGGCAGAGAAGACACAGUUUAGUUCCACAGCAGAUGGUGAGAAGAUUAAGCUACCAGUGAAAGAAAAUGUUCCGGUGAAGCCAGCACUUCAGCCAGUUGUAAACUGCUUGUCUCCCAAGUCCUUCCACAGCAAGUUGGCAUCAUCAAACCGAGCACAUCUGAUUCUUGACAUUCCCAAGCCAUUGCCUGAUAGACCCACGCUGGCCUCCUUCUCACCCACUACCAAAACAAAAACCCUGCUUGAGCCACAGUCACCACAGUCACCUUCUGGGGCCUGUAAAAAGAAACCCUCUUUUCCUGAAGUCCGAACCUCCAAAAAGGAGAAUCAAACUGCUGGGUCUCUGGUUCCCAGUAGAGAGAUCCUAACAGGACUUCCUAAGGAGAGCCCAGUGGACAGUCCAGUCUCAAGGACAGGUUGCCAGGAUGAGCCAGAGGUCACUAAUCCAAAACUGAGGGAGUUGUCAGAGGGCCAGCACUUAAGGUCUCCUGAGGGUACGCUGCCCAGGUGCAGGGAGAGGAUCACCGGCAUCGCCUGUGUGCUAGACAACCAACCUGGACUUUGCCCACUAGACCCAAUCAGGCCGAGGUCUCCUACAUCUAUAACUGCCUUGGCACAGGUCUCAGAUUCGUGCAUCAGUGUAGAGCAGUGUGAGCACGUGGUAUCUGAGCUCCAGGACAGCAUGCGCAAAGCCAUUCAUCUCUACCGCAUGGUGUUAAAUGAUAUGGAGUCUUCUACUGACAAAGAUAAAAUAGCAGGCCUCCUGACAGAAACGUUCUCCUCAAUGAAGAAAGAAUUAGACUCUCUGAAGGAUGUUGAAGAGCUUCCAAAGGUUAAGGAGGUACUGGCGAAGCCACAAGAUACCACUAGCCCACUGAAUGAGGGAUGUGGUGCCAAUCUACCAAGUCCCAAGAGUCUGGGAGAUGAGCAGACACUAGCUUUACUGGAACAGUACUCAGAGCUAUUGCUACAAGCUGUGGAACGACGCAUGGACAAAAAACUCUAAGAGGGGUGGCUUUCAGGUGUUUGUGAAUACACAGAAAUAAUCCCAAGAAGAGGACCACAGAGAGAGCUUCAGACUGAUGCUAUGAUCACACUGGUCUAGGGCUGGUGGGAAGACCUUUAUACAUUGAUUUCCUCAGGCCCCUACUUGCUCUAAUUCUUAGCAAUGUGCUGGCCACAAUUUUAAUAUUUUUUUCCCCAAUGGUCUUCAACUUCCUG
Messenger RNA from Leptosomus discolor (cuckoo roller), 4905 nucleotides. Lineage: Eukaryota; Metazoa; Chordata; Aves; Leptosomiformes; Leptosomidae. The record is from RefSeq and is a predicted model, not a curated record.